Messenger RNA from Candidozyma haemuli, 2535 nucleotides. It is a transcript of the gene KIP1, whose product is annotated as Kip1p. Bases 1 to 2535 code for a protein of 844 amino acids. NCBI's taxonomy places the organism in Eukaryota, Fungi, Ascomycota, Pichiomycetes, Serinales, Metschnikowiaceae. Gene Ontology annotation, molecular function: microtubule binding; ATP binding; plus-end-directed microtubule motor activity. Gene Ontology annotation, biological process: microtubule-based movement. The record is from RefSeq and is a predicted model, not a curated record. The transcript has a single exon.
AUGUCAGAUAAAAUCCAGGUUAGUGCCCGUGUAAGAAGAAGAACACAGGCCGAGGUUGCCUCCCAGUCGCCCAUAGUGGUGACGGUUCCAGACGACUUUUGUUCCACUGACGAACCUUAUGUUAGUGUCAAUGCAGCUCCAAACACGUCCAUACUGAACCAGACCAAUGAUAGUCUGGGCAAGGUUUUUACGCUAGAUCAGGUUUAUGGAGCCAAUGCCGACCAGGAACUCAUAUACAAAAAUAUUGCAAGGCCAUUGCUUCGAGAUUUCAUGGCUGGCAUGAAUGUUACCAUAUUGGCUUAUGGCCUGACUGGGUCUGGAAAAACGUAUACGAUGCUUGGAGACCUUGUGGGAGAGCAUGCUGGUAUAGUGCCUCGAGUUUUGCAGGAGAUUUUUCAGGUGGCUAAGGAUGACAUUUGCGUGAAGCUUUCGUGUGUGGAAUUGUACAAAGAAGACCUCCAUGAUUUGAUUAAUGAUGAACUUGAAUUGAACUCGAAGAAGCCAAAAUUGAGACUACUAGGAGAUGGAUCGAGAGACGGAAGAGGUACUAUGAUCCAGAAUUUGUACGAGCUAGAUGUGGUGGAUGCCAAGCUGGGCUUCGAGAUGCUCCAGAAAUGCUUGGGAAAACGUAAAAUGGGCUCCACCAAACUCAAUUCUCGGUCUUCACGUUCGCAUACGAUCUUUACCAUAACCAUGCUCAAAACAGUGAUGUCUCCUUCUGGUCAGGAAGUCGUCAGACUGUCCAAGAUGAAUUUGGUUGAUCUCGCUGGAUCAGAAGAUAUCAUCAAAUCGGGCGCCACAGAUACUGGUGCCAAGGAAGCCGGUCUGAUUAACCAGAGUCUUCUUACUUUGGGCAAAGUCAUAAGUGCAUUGAGCGAAGGAAGGGAGCCUAGACAUAUACCUUAUAGAGAGUCCAAACUCACCCGUCUCCUCCAGGGCUCAAUUGGCGGUAAGACCAAAACUGCAUUGAUCGCCACGAUAUCACCGGCGAAACUGAAUGUCAUGGAAACCAUGCUGACACUUAAUUAUGCUUCCAAGGCGAAAAACAUCAAGAAUAUACCUCAAUCGACCGCAGAUAGCGAGCUUGUUCUCAAGCGCACAAAGAUACGAGACUUGUCGGCCGAGAUAGCACGCCUUAAUAGAGAUUUGUUGGCUUCUAAGGGCAAGGACAAUAGUAUCAAGAUAAGCGUACAGAACUACGAAGACUUUGAAAGACGCAUUGCCGAACUCAUGACAGAGUUGAAGGAAAAGGACACCCAUAUAUCUGGAUUGAACGCCAAACUACUGGCCAGAGACAGUGAGAUUGAUGAGCUCAAGCUUCAAAACGAAAAUGUACUUACGCAAAGCUCGCAGAGCCGCCUGGACCUUGCAGCAAAGAAUGCCGAGCUUCAAAAAACUACAAAAGAGUUCAUGGUUCUUAGGGACAAGUAUAGCUCUCAGAAGGAACGUGUAUCGACUGUCACUGGAACAGGUGUUCUGAGUAUCAUAAGGGACGUUAGCGAGAUGAUCACAAACCUCAAGGACAUGAUGCAAGUGCUGCUGAAUGUCAAAGAGAUUCCAACUGUGGUUCAAACGCAUCUCAGCCUUUUCAAAAAGACUCUUGAAGCAAAGCUAAAGGAUGUUUCAUCCAAGAUUGAAAAAGAAACGUCGACGUUCGAGCUGGCUCUUGCAAAGUUAGACUUUUCCUUACUCCAAAGCGUUAGUCAAGAGAUAGAUGUGUCUGGUCAAAUUCAAGAACUCCGAACCCAGAACGAGCAGUUCACGGAGUAUAUUGACACCAACCAUUUACAAGAAGAUUCUAUCAACUACAAGAGCUUUGACAAGAGCUACAGAGCUCGUAUGGCGGAGAAUUACAAGGCUCUUAAGGAGAGAUACAUGCAGCAGAUGAGCCAGGUGCUAGAUGGAUUCGUGCAAUCGAGCACGGAGGCUAACAAUGAGGCGGUAAGAGAAGGUACGUUGGGGUUCAUGAAGUCGGAGAGGACGCAGCUUACAAAGCAGCACAAGGAGUAUGUUGAGCAUAAUUCGGAAGCGUUGCAAGCAAUUGAGAGCAAUACUCAAAGUGCAGCUUCUGGUCUCAAUUCUUUCAAGGACGUUGCUACAAAGGAAGUCCACGGAGCCUUAACCAAGAUGCAGAGAGAAACCAAACACGUUGUUGACGGAGUAUUAGGAGACGUUACAAACUUGAGCCACGGCCAUGCUGAUGCCAUUGAACGAGCUACAAACCAGAAAGCCCAAGCUGUCUCAGGUGCUAUCGACAAAAACUACCUGGACAUCUCUCGCGAUCUUAGCCACACAGAGAAGAACCUUAAAGUGUUCUAUCUGUCGCUAGCAGAGCUCCAAAGAUCGCCAGCCCAGUGGAAAAGACCAGCUUCGUCUCCAACCUCCAGAUCUCCUCUGCGUCUGCCUGUCAGACUGCCUAUGCGAGUACUCAACGGACAAAGCAUGAUCCCAGAGUCCACGAAACGAAGAAAAACCGAUCUCUCGCCGUUACGUGGCGAACAAACCCUCCACAAGUCACGAAUCCCCCAACUUUAA